AUGCCUGAAGACGAUGAACUUGUCAGGAAAAUGCGUGUGCGCAUGGAUCGUGAUGCAUAUUCCGUGCUUCUUUCAUUCAAGGAUGGCGCCACUCCAAUGCAGCUGGAAAAAAGAAUGGAGUUGGUUUUUCUGCCUUUCCUGUCAAAUACAAUUUUUUCAGCGAAACUCUUGGUUACACGUACAACGGUCAAUACUACAAGGGCAAUGUUCACGACAUGGCUCAGUUGUUGAGGGAACAUCCAAAAGUUAGACAAAGCUCUGAUGGAAAGUUCAAAAUUGUGUUUGUUUUCGCAGAUCAGCAUUGUACUUUAUUUCAACUAUUUUUUAGAGCAACCGAAGAGGUGGCUGAUCUUGUUGCACUUAUUGCCAACCAAAAGGAUGGAGGAAGGAAGAAAAAACCUGGAGGUGGUGGGAAAGGACGUCGACCAGUGUCGUCCGUUGGAUACCGUAAUGGCUUUGGAGGAGGAUUCGGUGCUCGAUUUUCUCCAAAAGGGAGUGGAAUGCGGCCAAUAACGUCUCUUGCAAAAUCCAACGUUCACAAGGCCAGUGAAAACUUCAACAUCAUUAAUUCAAGUGUUAAAUUUUAGCAACCCCACUUUCCGAUGAGCUUCGCCUCCCGUCCAUUGAUAUCGACUUCAUUCUCACGUCCUUCUACAUCAUCGUCAUCUAGCAAUUUUAUAAACGCUCAAGCCAAUACAAAUCGUCAACAUAACUCGAGUGUGAUAUCAAAGUGGGCCGCGUAUUCUAUUGGACAGCGUCCUCUUCGAGCUCCAACGGCUCCUCUGCCGAGCGCCCACUGUUUCGAUGGAAUCAAUUUACAGAUAUCUCAUUCUGUUUUGAAGCCUCAGCAGUCGGAGACUGUAAAACCCGAGACCAGGUCUUGCAAGAUACCAUCGAUUAAAGAGUUUUCUGAUAACGCAAAGCAGAUGAUGCUGAUGAUGCAUCCCAGGUCUGUGCAUGUAAGAAAAUUUAGUUUACUUCAACGUCUCUCACAUUGUUUUUAAGCUGUCCGAAAUGACAGAGCUGUAUAGCCAAGAAUUUGGACUAGCUAUCGAUCCUCUGCAGUUGUUCAGCAAGAGCUGGAACAUGCUCACACAAUCAACUUUCAAAGACUGGCUUGAAGUUGAUACUGAAGGAAACGUUAAACUCAGAGAUGCAUCGGUGACGAGAAAUGUUGCUGCCACUACUGGGAUCUCAAAAUUACACGAUCUCACUUUAUCCGAUCCUGCACCUCUUCCGGCUAUUCAAGGUUUCCGCUAUAAAGUCCCAUCCCCUCCGAAAUCGCCAACUGAACUUUUGAUGCAAAAAAUGAAAGGUACGCCUUGGAUACAAUACACUUGACAAUAAUUUUUUAGGUCUUCAGCCUGCUCCGUUGACCGUGAACUUAUGGGAUUAUUCAGCGAUGUAAAAAAUGGAGGAAAAAACGGAAAAGCUCAGGUAAAAUUUCAAACUUUCCUUAGCGCUUCUCAAGACAUUCUCAAACUUUCUAAAUGAAAAAACUUUUCCAAGACCUUUUAAAACCUUUUCAAUAAAUUCUCAAACUUUUUUAAUAAUUUCUUAAGCGGCGCCUAGGAAAGUUUGAAAUUUCACCUGAGAAGAGGGAAAAAAAACAGUGCACGCGUUGCAUUUUUCCCAUUUUUUCCAUUUUUUGACAUCGCUGAAUAACCCCAUUAGAGGGAGGCUUCGUCUCUUGUCUCAAAAUUUACAUGUUCACCCUUGUUUACAGUGUGUGAUUUCGAAAGCAGUUCGAAAGAUAUCUCGAGAGAUCUUGCUAAAGAUCUCUCGAGAGAAAUGCAAAAGAAUCUUUCGGCAGAAUAUUGCAAGAAAACCGAAUUUCUUUUGCAAGAUCUCUCGAAAGAAAAGCGAGAUUUUAACGACAUUAAUUCGAUUUAAUUUGUUCAGGCUGUGAAAAAAAUUAAUUUAAAAAAUAAAACUAAAAUGUUUUUUCUUCCGAAAGAAAUGCGAGAGAAUAUUCCGGAAGAAAAUCGGUUUUCUCUCGCAAGAAAUGCGAGAGAAUCUGUCGAUUUUCUGUCGCAAUUCCUUCGAAAUCAGCCUCUUUCGAGUUUCAUUCUUCCGAAAUCACACACAGCUUGUUUAUUAACCAUUAUUUCUUGGUUUUCCCGCACACUUUUUAAUUUUUAAAACGGAAAUAGUUUAGUGCCACCAGUUACGGGGCCACGGUCUCCAGAGCUUACAAUGGGCGCAAGUGCGCCCCGCCCAAUAGAGCGAUAUUAUAGGGGCACCGGACAGAAAGGGCGCGCUGUUCGCAAUCUGGCCGAAUUUCUAGGCCGCGAAGUAAUUUUCCACUGAAAAUGUGGCCUAACUUUUCAAACUCGGCCCCGAGGUCGCUCAAUUUGCACUGCAAAAAGAGUUUCUCAACAGAGCGCCAUUUCUGUGCGGUGCCCCUAUAAUACAUUAGCGCGAAAUUCAAAUUUUAACAGCAAAAUUUGUGUUUUUUGCCAGAUUAGCCACGAAAAACCGAUAAUUUCUCAUUUGUCUCUCGAUAGACCGAUUUUAUAGGCUAUUACGUAUUUUUAAGCACAAGAGCGUUAAAUUUGGUCAAGUCGCAAAUCACAUUUAUCCGUUUGAAGGUUUUUGGCUAAAACUGCGUGAAUUUCAGUUGCUUUUCGGUAGUUUUCGCGGUUCGAGCGCUCAAAAUGCUUGUAUUCACGUGAUUUAUCGUUCCCAAAACCAUCUCUGUCUGAAAACGGUCAAGAAAGCGCAAAAUGAGAAGUGAGGUUUUUAGGCGGCGAAGACGAAAAAGCGAAAUCCGCGAAAAAUGCGCCGAAACGUCAUUAAUUCUGAGAAUUCGUGUGUUUUCAUGUCGAAAAAUCAUUUUUCAUCGCCUUUGAUCACAAAAAUCAGAGAAAACCUGCUCAAUUCAUGAAAACGCCAUUUGGCCGAGGCCACGCCCAUAUUGUCAGCUCUGGAGACCGUGGCGGGGAAAAAACUUGAAAACGUGAAAUUUCUAGCAAAAAAACCGCAGACCCGGUUCUCACAUCUGAUCCCGGUGCAAAAACAAGUAAACACUCAGGCAAAUCGUUUCUAAUCUAACUAGCUUAUUCUCGUUUCUAACCGGACCUAGUUAGAUUGCUACCGAUUUCUGAAUCUAGCAAGCUGAUUUUGCAAUCUAAACAUAAUCUAGCUAGGUUUGCCCGAAAUUUUAAUCUAAUUAGAUAAAUUUUUAAUCUAAUAUCAGUGUUUUUGCAAUCUAAUUAGAAAAUUUAUCAGUCCAGUUAGAAGAGUUUGCAAUCUAAUCGCAGUAAAUUAGCAAUCUAAUUAGGUCCGGUUAGAAACACGAAUUAGCUAGCUAGAUUACAAACGAUUUACCUGAGCAAAAAAACAGAGACAAAUCGUUUCUGUAAACCAAAAAAUCACAGAUGUGGUUUUGCAUUUUUCAGGGCUCACAGUUGGCGCGCGCACUGCUCUGCCGACUCCAGAAAAGCCACCUGGCAUUCUAAAGUCAUCGAGUUUCAACCCAAUCAUGAAACUCAUUGGAGAGCGCACAAACACAACAGUAACACCAGCAUCUAGUGAUGCGGUUUCAGUUUCUGUCCAAGCACCGAUUCUAAAAAAGAAGGUUGAUCAAAAAUAUGAUUCACAAAAUAUGCGUACAUUGAAGUACAUAGAGAAAAGCGAAGAAAUAAAGCAGAGAAUAUCUUCGGCGUUGAAUGGUAAGCAGAGUUGAUUUUUCUGAUGUUUUGAAAACUGUCUGGUUUUUCUCUUCUUCAAGCCUUGUAAAUAUGAAAAAUUUCCAGGACUGCCACAAAUUCAACAACUUCGGAAGAAUGGCAAAAAGACGAUCGGAGGUCGUUCUGCUACUACCAGUAGAAACUAUAACCAGCAAAACAUAUGUGUACUGUCGACGGAGAAUGUUCUCGCGUCUCUUCAAAAUACACCGACCAGCUCUGAAAACACUAAUUCGCAGCCCUCGUCUCUGUCUCCACCACAACGAAUGCGACCAGUUCAGAAUACAGCCCCGUCUCUCCGCUUGAUUGGGCGAGCUCUCGCUGAUGUUAAAAAGCAAGACGACAAAACAGUGACACGAAGUUUAGAGAUUUUUCAACAACAGAAGUUUUAUAGCCUGCUCCACGACGUACGGAAACUCCUCUGAAGACGGAGUUGUACGUGACAACUGCUACUACACCAUCUGAAGCCACUCAACAAACGACUGCUUCUUCGCUGGUUUCGAAUGUCAUUUGGAACUUUGAAGAUGACGUUGUACCAACGAAAAAGUUUGAGGUACAGUGUCCGGUAUUCUUGACUCUCAAUGACGCAUCUUACAGAGCCGAGCUUCGUAUGUGGCUGGUCGCAGACCGUUGAUGCUUCCUCCAAUGUCAAAAGGAUCAGGUUCCACUAUUCAGAGACGUCCGGACUCUUCGCGUCCCUCAACUUGCUCGUCGCGUGCUUCUUCUCGUACUCGCACAACUCGAAUGUAUGAAGAAGCUGUUCGAAGCAAUCUGCCUGAUUCGGCUGACUCGGAGUGGUGAAGCGAUUGUGAAUGUUUGCCUUUGAAUAAUUUAUGAAAUAUAUGCAAAAAAUUUUACAAGCAUACUUUUUGUCUGUUUUUCUUGCCAUUCGGUUGACUAACCUGCUAAUGGUGUUUUUAGGUAUAAGUCUUGAGAAUUAAUCAAUUAAGGUUCAUAUCUGUUUGUUCCUCAUCCGAUUAUUGUUUCUCGGAGUUUACAAUGUUCUGUAGUGACGAAAAUAAAUUCAAAAAAUAAAUUUCAUUCAUAGUUGUUCAUGGUUGUUCACAGGCACGAGUUUAUUGGCGAAUUUUUAUAGAGUCAUCCAGCGACUUCAAAAAAUGGAGAAAAAACGUAACGCGUCCACUGUUUUUUUCUUUAUUUUUGACAUUGCUGACUAAAAAGAACUGUUUUUUACGGUUUUUUACCCGACUGAACAGGUCGAUGACACCUUCCACGAGACUGAUGGAACGGCCCUGUCGUGGCCGAAGAAACGUGUCCGACCCGGCCACGGCCAUGCGAAUCGUGUUCAUUUCCAGUCCCCGUUCUUAUUAAACGUUCUGAUUAUGAGAUCGGAAUGGUUUCCAGGAAGUGGGACCGUAUCAGUUAAAUCGACGAACCAAUCAGACACAUUUAUCUUUUCGCCUUUUGCUCUCUCGACCCUUUCCUCAUCAAAAACAUUUAUUGUAACUUUUCUGUUUUUCAACGAAAUUCUAAUACGUUAGUCGGGCAUCUGAGAAUGAUUUUUCUGAAUUGUAACCUCAUUAAAACGUUUUUAAGCUAGCAAGCGCCUAUUGAUUUUUCCUGUUCUAGCUAUCUUGUGCAUAAAAAACAUUGAUUUCGCAAUUGGUUUUAUUUAGGUGUGCUUGAAGGGUUGAAAUAGAAUUGGCGAAAUGAAAAACGAUCCGUUUGUAAAACCUGUCUUAUAAUUUUUAAUGCUUUUUAGCUUUCGUCUUCCAUCAUAUUCGCAAGUGCCGUCUAGAGUCAAAUUAUUUGUAGAGCAGUACUUCGAAUGGAAUCGACCUUGAUUAUAAUUGUUGUUAAGUCAUGACAACAGCGGUUUAUUCUACAGAAACACAAGGUUUCAACGAAUUCCCGAGCGGAGAUAAAAACAAGCGUCGAGUAAGAGUACUGAAAAAUCUAAAAUCGACAAAAUCAAAGACUUUGCAGAUGUCGGAGCCUGUGGAUUCUUUUUCCACUUCCAGCCAAACUAAUUUGUCGAACACUGACGUUUUACCUCGAGACAACGAACAUUUCAGUCGGGAGGACGAUCAUGUGUACACGAAUAUCAAGGAAAUAGAAGAGUUGAACAGGUUUCUAUCCAAAACAAAUCAUUCUUUGCUCCACGGGUUUGUCCCUGUUUGUAUGCUUGCUGGCUUGUUUAUUUCUCCGUUUGUCCGUCCCCACGUUCAUUUCUAAGACGAAAAUAGUUGUGACGGAGAAACUAAAAAAUGAACACGUGAACUUGCAAACAGUUAAUAGAAACAAAUAUAUAAGCGGCGAAGCCGCUUCCGAGCCCCCCUUCCGUGUGACGCGUCAGGUCGGACCGCGCAGCGGGCCCAGGUUCGAUUCCUUCCAUACGUCUGUUAUGGGACUAUUCAGCGUAUGUUUGUUUUCCGUUUUUUUACAUCGCUGAAUUGGGUUUUUUGACGUAAAAACGGAAAAAAAAAUAUUUUUUUUUCAGUCUGGAUAACCCCAUUAUUACUUUCAGCCGACCUAUUCCACCAACUCCACGCUCUGAGGACAGACCAAAAAGAGAUCUGUUGAAUGGGUGGUUCGAGUAUGAAACGGACGUAGGUAGAACGUUCUUUUACAACCAAGAAACUGGAAGAAGUCAGUGGAUUCCCCCGAGGUUUAUCAGAACUCCAGCCCAAGUACAAGAAUUUCUACGUGCUACUCGAAGCAAUCUCGAUGGGACGUGCACAUUCGAAGGAGCUUCAUCUGAAGAGCAAAAAGAGAAUACCCUUCAAAAUGAUCCGAUUAAUAAUCGGAAAAGUCAAGUGAAAGAAGAGGAUGAAGUUUUUGAUAAAGUGUGUGACGAUGUUGAAGAAGCGGAAAAAGAAGAAAUGCCAUUACCGGUACGCCCACUUCCAAUUCCUUUCAAUGACGCGUUUUCGGAAAUCGAUUCGGAAAACUGUGAAAACGAUGGAUUCUCAGAUUCUGACGUGGAAAUCGGCGAAGAACCGAAAACGAGCGAUUCAGGAGCUAUGA
Molecule: messenger RNA, 6677 nt
Organism: Caenorhabditis sp. 36 PRJEB53466
Lineage: Eukaryota; Metazoa; Nematoda; Chromadorea; Rhabditida; Rhabditidae
Source: the annotation of a GenBank genome assembly